Leguminivora glycinivorella is the source of this 1874-nucleotide messenger RNA. Its product is annotated as GDP-D-glucose phosphorylase 1. Bases 66 to 1247 code for a protein of 393 amino acids. Gene Ontology annotation, molecular function: GDP-D-glucose phosphorylase activity. Gene Ontology annotation, cellular component: cytoplasm. The transcript is spliced from 7 exons. NCBI's taxonomy places the organism in Eukaryota, Metazoa, Arthropoda, Insecta, Lepidoptera, Tortricidae. Gene Ontology annotation, biological process: glucose metabolic process. The record is from RefSeq and is a predicted model, not a curated record.
UUUGUAAAUAAUUAUUUAUUCAUAAGUUUAAAUACUUAUCAUUGUUUAAAAUUAACUCCUUAACAAUGUUUACUAUCAAAAUUCCUUCAAAUUGUUCAGACAGUGCCCAAGAGAUUAAAAAUAUCGACAGCGAAACUUUCAAACAGCUACUUAAAACCAAGUGGGAUGAAAUUCACGACCAAACGGAUGCUUUUCGCUAUAAAAUUAACAAAAUGAGAGAAAGAAUUGUGGACAACAGAUACAUACUUCUGUUGAACCCAGAGCGAGGGUUCAAGAGAAGAGAGCCGGAGUUCAUAGACAAUAUCCACAAACCAUACAAUCCCGAUGAGUUCAACUUCAACAAAACUUCAUCGAAAGAACAUUUAUUUACCAUGCAUGAAAACAACAGUACGGACACUCACUUAUUCCUAGUAAACGUGAGCCCCAUAUCCCGGUACCACACGCUGCUGUGCCCGUCGGUCAACAGACGUCUGCCGCAGGUGGUCACGGAAGACAGCAUCAGGCUGGUUUUGGAUGUCAAGUGCUUUGCGCAGGAUCGUGAUCUAAAAAUUGGAUUCAACAGCCUCUGCGCUUUUGCUUCCGUGAACCACCUCCAUUACCACAUGAUGUAUGAAAAGAAUACAUUUCAUGUUGCAACUGAUAAAUGCGUCCACUUAAAAGGUCCACUCUAUUUAAUAAAUAAUAUCGUCCCAGCGUUCUGCUUCCAAGUUACGAAAGAAACGAAAACCCAAGCAGUUCAAGACAUCUUCAGACUGACUGAAUAUCUAGUCUCGAAAUCCAUAGGACAUAAUAUACUAGUAACCGAUGGAGAGCCAGUGGUACCAAAGUGUAACAAUGUGUUACCAGAGUGUAAACAUGUGUUACCAGAGUGCAAUGAAAUGGUACCAAGUAUCAACGAUGUGGUACCACGGAGUAAUGAUAAGGUACCAGGUUGUAUUGAUAAGGUACCAGGGUGUAAUGAUAUGGUACCGAGGUGUAAUGAUAUGGUACCACGGUGUAAUGAUACGGUACCAGGGUGUAAGGAGGGUGGGGUGGUGAGAGUGCUGGUGACGCCGAGAUUGAGCACUGCCGGUGUUAAAGCGUUGACCUCGUUCAAUGUUGCCGUUUUAGAGCUGAGCGGGUGGUUUCCUGUCUUUAAUCCUGAGUAUUUCGAUACAUUCAGUGCGGCAGAUUUGGAGCAAGAGUUGAGUAAAUGGAAAUUGCCUCAUUUUGAAGAAUUAUCUGAAGAAGUUAAAUCAUUGUAUUAGGUCUCUCAGGGGAUGACCGAACCGAGGGCGAAGGGCAUGCGUCCCCAACUCCCUAUGCGCUGCUAGCAGUGCUAGCCCCUCCACAUCUCACUCGGCGCUAGACUUACGUGCUGCUACUUGUUUAGGGGCAUUUGCAGAAUUUGGGACUCCCCAAUUAGCGUAAGUUAUUAACAAAAAUUAACUCACUGUCAGUUUUGUGAGUCGUCACAAAACUGACAGUGAGUUCAUUUUUAAUGGGGGGUUAAUUGUCGAACUAAGCAUGAAUUUUCAAUAAAAACAUUGCUUUUGUGCUAAUUACAUGAGCUUUAAGCGAUAAUCUAUACUCAGAAUGUGAAAAAAGUAAAUUUUUGGACAGAUUUUAUGCUUAAUUUUCGUCACAAAACUGACAUCGAGUUAAUUUUUGUUAACAACUUACGCUAAUUGGGGGGGCAAAUUCUGAAAAUGCCCCAGGUAUAAAGAGUAAGUACUCAGUCAAACUGUGUAAGAAUGUGUCAAAUAUAUAUAAAAUAUGACCCAAAUGACGUCUUCGUGAUUGAAAUUAUCUAUUUUCUACAAUCAGUAUUUUUUACUAUCGCAGUCGACUGAGCAAGUGAUGACCAACUUGAGUCUUACCGGAACGAGAUAAAG